Chironomus riparius is the source of this 644-nucleotide messenger RNA. Lineage: Eukaryota; Metazoa; Arthropoda; Insecta; Diptera; Chironomidae. The record is from the annotation of a GenBank genome assembly.
AUGGCUAAUAGGAAAGGAGAAAAGAAUGAAGAUGGCACAGAGGUCGUGCAAAUAAACAAAUGGGAUGGAUCUCAAGUGAAGCAUGCGAUUGAUGAUGCCUUCAAGAAUGCAUUGAUGGAAAGGCAAAAUUGCAGAGAACAUUUUGGAAUCAUUGAUGGACGACUUAUCAUUUGUUUCCUUGCUGUCGGCAUUGCACUUUUUGCUUUGGCUUAUGACUACAUCUAUACAUUCCCAACAUCCAGGCCUAUCCUGAUCAUUUGUGUAUCAUCAUACUUUGUGCUGAUGGGAAUUUUGACAGUCUACACGACAUACAUUGAGAAAGGAAUCUUUGCUGUUGCCAUUCAGAGCGAUAGUAACGGAAACACACUCAGAAAGUGGACAGCAAGUUCGGAUAUGAAAAAGUAUGAUGAUAAAUAUUCAAUAACUUUAAGUGUUAAGGAUGCAAAGAGUGCUGUACGUGAAAUCUCGUCGACCAAGACCUGCGCAAACUACAUUGACGUUGAUGGUGUUAUUUGCCAUGAUUUAAUCUCUGCUGAAUUAAAACGACUGUAUAAUUCCUUAAAUAGUGCUGAUAAGAAGGAUAAAUAGCUCCUGAUUUAAUGAACAAGUCUAAGUUCCAAUUAAAAUUAUUUCUUAUGUCCGUU